GGUCGAGCCUGGGCCGUGGCGGCGGCGGCGGCGGCGGGCGCGGGAGCGAGUCCGCGGCCGGGAGCGGGAAUGUCGAGGAGUUCGAAGGCGGUGCUGGGCCUCUCGGUGCUGCUGACGGCGGCCACGGUGGCCGGCGUGCAUCUGAAGCAGCGGCAGGACCGGCAGAGGCUUCGUGAUGGAGUGAUCAGAGACAUUGAGAGGCAGAAUCAGAAAAAAGAAAACAUUCGUCUUUUGGGAGAACAGAUUAUUUUGACUAAGCAACUUGAAGCAGAAAGAGAGAAGAUGUUGGAAAGAGGAUCUCAAAAUACUUGACUAUGAAAAAUUGAUGGGGCAGUGCUGGGUUUAUGUGUAUAUAUGUGUGUGUGUGUUGAUAGAGAAUAGUUAGUGAAAGCUGUCCUUCCCCUCCCCCCCGUCACUGUCCACUUAAACUUUAUUAAAUAAAGGACAGUGAAUCCUGUCUUAAAUCA
Mesocricetus auratus (golden hamster) is the source of this 467-nucleotide messenger RNA. RefSeq names its product protein PET117 homolog, mitochondrial. Gene Ontology annotation, biological process: mitochondrial respiratory chain complex IV assembly. The coding region runs from base 70 to 312 and encodes 80 amino acids. The record is from RefSeq and is a predicted model, not a curated record. The transcript has 2 exons. Lineage: Eukaryota; Metazoa; Chordata; Mammalia; Rodentia; Cricetidae. Gene Ontology annotation, cellular component: mitochondrion.